CAGUAUUCAGUUUCUAGUUUCGCACUCCUCCUUUCUUAUUGCCAAUUUGACAAACUCUUCCCCUUUGCUUCAGACAACCAGAAUCCGUACUCUCUGUUUCGAGGUAAAGUUUCUCUCUGCAUUUUACGCUCCUUAUGCUUCCAUCAUAUUGACAGAACUGCUCAUAGGCUAAUUUCUCAUUGGGUUUUGUUUCGGAAGAGAAUUGAUUAGGUCUUGAGGUUCAAUUUAGUGUUUUCUUUGUGUGUGGAGUGAGCUAUAAAUGCCACUACGCUGCUGAAUUUUGGCUUCCGUAUGAAGAAUUGUCGAAAACAAAUUAUGGGAUUUGCAAUUUCAAAGCUAGAAGCGAAACAAUUGAAGAAUGUCGUGGUUUUCUGGAGAAAAUGAUCCAUUUGAUCACCCAUUUUUCACUCAACCAUUGAAAAGCUUCUUUGGUGAGAGGAAUCCAUUUGAUGAUCCCUUUUUCUCCCGCCCCUUUGAUGAUCAACUCGGGUCACGUAAGCCAAUUACAGUUGAGGAACUCAACCUUGAUGAUGGUGGUACAGAAAACUCGAAUGCUGGCAGGGAAAUUAUCAGCAACAAGCCCAGCAGAAAUGCUAAUGGUAACACUUGUUAUACCUUUCGUGGGUUUGCAUAUGGUGGUCCAGAAGGAUGGCAAUACUCUUGCUCUGAGAGUGGGAUGGCCGGUGGUGAUGGGGUUUUUCUUGCUGAAAUGAAGGAAGAUAAUAGGAUGGUUGGUGAAUCACUGCAUACAAUUUCUAAGGGAAUCCGUAAUAAGGGCCAUUCUGUUACAAAGAAGAAAAAAUCAGAUGGUAGUGUGGAUUCAUUGCAGACUUUACACAAUCUGAAUGAAGAUGAACUCACCGGCUUUGAAGAAAAUUGGAAUACUUCUGCUUCAAAGUAUUUACCUAGCUGGAGCACAAACUUCAAUCCCUUUGAAAAUGGAGGUGCAAACUGGAUCGGAUGGGAGGGAUUUCCUGCUUGGAACAACUGGGGUGGCUAUGCUCUUCCUCCUGCUGAAAACUAUGGUGAAACUGGCGCAGGCGAACCAGAUGGAAGGCGGAGAGGCAAAAAAGUUGUUCGCGUGAACAUCGAAUAGCAUAUAACAUUCGAAGCCAAUCAUCUCUCUGGGGUUAGAUGUUUGUUUUCGGCUAGUGCCCGUGUUACAUAUGCCGUGUAUUUUUAAGUACAAACCAACGUAGGAACUCAACUUAAUUCUCUCAAGUGUUAACUUAUCUCGCGAGAACUAGACUGUUUUAUUACGCUUAUCUCCUUUCCUUGCCUGUUAGUUCUAUUCUACUGCUAAAUUAGAAAAAAAAUUACAAUGGAGGAUUUGUGUUGAUCGGCCGAGUGGAUUACGACAAUGGUACUAAGAAGUAGCUUUGGCUCUGGCGUAAUGUCCUACGUUUUGGUCCAAAAAAAAUAAAACUCUUGUGAGAUCUUGAUAUUUGUUAUGAUUGUCCCG
Messenger RNA from Oldenlandia corymbosa var. corymbosa, 1462 nucleotides. NCBI's taxonomy places the organism in Eukaryota, Viridiplantae, Streptophyta, Magnoliopsida, Gentianales, Rubiaceae. The record is from the annotation of a GenBank genome assembly.